UACAGUCUGUGUUUUUCGCUUCUUGGUUUACCUUGUUUGGACACUGCAGUAUCUACUUGACUCUAAAACGCGUGUAUAAUUGGUUGUUUUGAAAAGAAACAGAAAAAUCUGCCAUUAAUGAAAAAACUCAAGUAUUGUUUUGACCUGUGUUAGUAACGCAGAACGUGCUCAGGGAGACAGGCGCCUUUUCUUUGCUCAUGUUGUAGGCCGACUGUUUUUAGCCACAUGUAGCAUCCAGUCAACAGAAAUCCAUCAAUUCAAGCUCAAUAAUACAACAUGGCUACAAAGAAGAAGCGAAUUCCUAAUAUGCAAAAUGACAGCUGGGUAGUCAUUGCUGCAGACUCUGCCAUCGAAACACAGAAGCAAGACAGUGACCCAGCUUUUGUGAGACUGAGGAACCCUGUUACAGAUGCAGCUUCUCUGUACAUGUUGAGGAGUGGUGAUGUGCAGCUGUUUGAGGUCAAAGCGUUUGAAGAAGAUUUCCAUUCCUGGUUUGUUGGCCAGACUGUACAGAGAGAUGGUAGAUUACUCUUUGUAACACCAAUGGAUCCUCUCUAUCUAAUGUUGCCCUAUUUGGUCAAAGCAGGCAAAGAGGGGAAGUUCCAGCCUGUGGAUCAGGUCGUUAUGGACGAAGACUUCCCGGCUUGUUCGAGGCUGCUGAGCUGCACACGUUCCCUGUCCUCCCUUCACCACAUUGCAGAGGAAAAGGAGGUGGGAGGACUUAAGUUUCAUCGAUACAGUCAAGAGAAGACGAUGAAUUGGUUGAAGAAAAAGGUGGAGAGGAUGGACACUGUGCUCAAAGCGAGAAAUAUCUCUGUGGGAGAAGGAGUCAAAUCCACAACCUACAUCAGAGUGAAGUCAGAGUCAGACUACCAUCCAGAGGACUACCUACGCUACGCUCAUGGCAUGAUAUCAGAGUACCUCAGUGAAGACCUGAGCAAAGCCCUGCUCAAACACCUGCAGUUACCAGAACUCACAAGCCCAAAGGAGCCAGAACCUCCUUCAAAGGCUGUACGGGGCUUAGUGUGUGUGUGUGUUCUGCUGUGUUUCUUUGUCAUGAAAAGCUUGUCUUACUUCCUCGUUCUUCAGAAGCGGAAACUUUCCGAAUUACCUGUGGAGGCUGAAGAGGACUACACUAAAUUCAACAGUGCAGACUUUGCACGGAAACCGCCUAAGAAGAUGACAUCAGCUCAGAAGUCUCUGGCGAAGGUGGACAAAACUGGCAUGAAGUCGAUGUCAUCCUUCUUCAGCCCCAAAGUCAAAGCAGAGAAGAAGUGAAUGUUGUAUAGUAACUGGUUUUGUAUAUGAAACAUUUGUAAUUAAGGAAAUAAAAUGUAAUUGACA
This is a messenger RNA of Eleginops maclovinus (Patagonian blennie), 1344 nucleotides long. RefSeq names its product ribonuclease H2, subunit B (gene rnaseh2b). Bases 277 to 1278 code for a protein of 333 amino acids. The transcript is spliced from 11 exons. Gene Ontology annotation, biological process: RNA catabolic process. Gene Ontology annotation, cellular component: nucleoplasm; ribonuclease H2 complex. NCBI's taxonomy places the organism in Eukaryota, Metazoa, Chordata, Actinopteri, Perciformes, Eleginopidae. The record is from RefSeq and is a predicted model, not a curated record.